CGUUUCAGAAAAGCCCAAUGUCCCGUAGUCGAACGUCUUACUAAUUCACUUAUGAUGCACGGGCGUAAUAACGGCAAAAAACUCAUGGCUGUUCGAAUAGUGAAGCAUGCAUUCGAGAUUAUACAUUUACUUACCGAUCAAAACCCCAUCCAAGUGUUGGUGGAUGCUAUCAUUAAUACUGGACCUCGAGAAGAUUCGACCCGUAUCGGUAGUGCUGGUACUGUAAGACGGCAAGCAGUUGAUGUGUCUCCUUUGCGUCGUGUCAACCAAGCGAUAGCACUUUUGACCAUCGGGACUCGUGAAUCCGCUUUCCGAAAUGUCAAAAGUAUUGCUGAAUGUUUAGCCGAUGAACUCAUCAACGCUGCUAAGGGAAGUUCAAAUUCAUAUGCUAUCAAAAAGAAGGACGAACUUG
This is a messenger RNA of Ambispora leptoticha, 412 nucleotides long. The record is from the annotation of a GenBank genome assembly. Lineage: Eukaryota; Fungi; Glomeromycota; Glomeromycetes; Archaeosporales; Ambisporaceae.